AUGGUAUCUAUAACCAAAGCCCACCUUCCCUCCAUCUUGGUCUUCGGUCCCCAGACCGAGCUUCCCCUAGAGAAAUCCCUCCAGGACUGCCGUCAGGAGCUCGUCGAGAAUCCUCGUCUGUCCGCCCUAAGGGCUGCAGUUGGCCAGUUGCCAGACAACACGGUGAGUCAUUACGGCCUUGCUGUCACCGUCCUUGUCCAAAUUACUCAGUACUGUCGCUAUCUCGAGAUUAUCGGCAAGGACGCGCACCGUCGUGUUCUUGAUAGUGUCCAGAGCGGCGGUGUGCAGGGAUUUUGCGUCGGCUUUCUGAGCACAGUGGCUGUGGCCAGUUCAGACGACGAGAGUAACCUUGGCACGUUGGCUGCCGUUGCUCUUCGACUGGCCGUGUGCAUCGGCGCCUACGUUGACGCAGAUGGGGCGAGAAAUGCAGACGACUAUAUGUCUGUUGCUGUUCGAUGGCAGGACGAGAAUGACGAGGACAAGGAGAAAGUAGCCGGCAUCGUACAGUCGAUCCCUGGUGCCUACAUCUCCAGUCUCAACGACUAUUCUAACCUGACGGUUACGAUUCGGGCAUCUAGUCUUGGCGUUUUGGAGGAGGAAGCCACGCGAAAGAACCUGCGAAUCAAAGACGUUCAUGUCCAUGGCCGUUUCCAUACGGUUGAUCAUUCGUCGGCUGUGGAUAAGAUACUGGCCUUCUCCCAGCUCUCAGACGGAUUGUCAUUCCCGGAGCCAUCACGACUGCAGGAUCCGAUCCGGAACACGGCCGAUGGAGGGAUCCUCCCAGACGGAUCUCCCCUGACUCGAAUCUCCCUGGAGAGCGCAAUGGUGAAUGUCGCCGAUUGGUAUGCGACCAUGAAGCUCGCCAUCCAGCAGCUUCCAAAGUCCGAACGAACGGUGGCUGUAGCCGGGUUCGGAAGCGGGAUUCCUGCUUCGCUGACGCGGGAUACACAUCUCCAAGUGCUGUCUCUGGCAAAACUGGACACGCAGAAGCCGAAGCUUAACGGAUUUCAGGGCACGGAGCCGUAUGACCCACAGUCCAGCUAUCCCCCCCACUCCAUCGCUAUUGUCGGCAUGGCCGGUCGCUUUCCAGGGGCAGAUUCGGUCGACGAGCUCUGGGACCUGCUCAUGCAGGGCAAGACGAUGGUCCAGCCGGCACCGGUCGAGCGCCUCGGGCUGCCGCAGACCGGCGAUCACGCCAACACAAAGUGGUGGGGCAACUUUCUGGACAACCCGGAGACGUUUGAUCACAAGUUCUUCAAGAAGUCGUCUCGCGAGGCUGUGGCCUGGGAUCCGCAGCAACGGCUCUUGCUCGAGGUCAUCUAUGAGGCCCUGGAAUCGUCGGGCUACUUCGGGGCCUCAGCAUCCCCAGAGCCUGUCGACUACGGCCGCUACAUUGGCGCUGUGAUGAACAACUACUACGACAAUCUCUCGUGCCACGCCGGCACCGCUUAUGCCACUGUCGGCACCUCGCGCUGCUACCUCAGCGGCUGCAUGAGCCAUUACUUUGGCUGGACGGGGCCGGCCCUGACUAUCGACACGGCCUGCUCGUCUUCUCUCGUCGCCAUCCACACGGCCUGCCGAGCCAUCUGGUCUGGGGAAUGCUCCCGUGCUGUCGCUGGCGGGACAAAUGUUAUUUCAAGUCCGUUUGACUACCAGAACCUCUCUGCUGCCGGCUUUCUUAGCCCAUCGGGGCAGUGCAAGCCGUUUGACGCAGAUGCCGACAGCUACUGUCGGGGGGAAGGCGUCGCGGUCGUGGUGCUAAAACCCCUUGCUGAUGCGGUCGAGAACGGAGACAAAAUCCUGGGUGUCAUUGUCGGGUCGGCGGCCAACCAGAAUCACAAUGUCGGCCCCAUCACGGCACCGCACUCGACAUCGCAGGCGAAUCUGUACAAAAAGGUGCUGAGUCUUGGCCGCGUCAGGCCGGAAGAUGUGUCUUAUGUCGAGGCGCACGGAACAGGGACCGGAGUCGGAGACCCGAUCGAGGUCGCCAGUAUCCGAGAAGCCUUUGGAGUUGACCGGCAGUCGGUGCUCCACUUUGGCUCCAUCAAAGGCAACAUCGGCCAUACCCAAGCCACAGCCGGAGUGGCUGGUCUUAUUAAAGUUCUCUUGAUGAUGAGGCACCGCACAAUACCCUCCCAGGCCAGCCGCAAGUCUCUGAACCCCAAGAUUACGGCCUUUGACCCAACGACAAUGGCCAUCCCACGCCAGACUAUUCCUUGGCAAGCCUCGACGUUUCUUGCCCUUGUCAACAGCUACGGUGCAGCCGGGAGCAACUCGGCUGUCUUGAUCCGGGAAGGCCCAUCAGCGACGAGCACGGAAAACUCCCCCCAGUUGUCUAGGUACCCGCUGUUCAUCUCUGCCGGGUCACCCAAUGGCCUUGCCGCAUACUGCAAGAAAUUUCUGGAUUAG
Grosmannia clavigera kw1407 is the source of this 2409-nucleotide messenger RNA. Its product is annotated as polyketide synthase. The transcript has 4 exons. Lineage: Eukaryota; Fungi; Ascomycota; Sordariomycetes; Ophiostomatales; Ophiostomataceae. The record is from RefSeq and is a predicted model, not a curated record. Gene Ontology annotation, molecular function: 3-oxoacyl-[acyl-carrier-protein] synthase activity; fatty acid synthase activity. Gene Ontology annotation, biological process: fatty acid biosynthetic process; secondary metabolite biosynthetic process. The coding region runs from base 1 to 2409 and encodes 802 amino acids.